AUGGAAACAACUUCAACUUCAACGAGAACCAACAGCAACAACACGGCUUUCUCUUUAAUCUCACGAGGGUGGAAAGAAGUCCGUGACUCCGCUGGCGCGGAUCUUCAACUCAUGAGAGCACGAGCCAACUCAUUCAAGAAUUUAGCUAACUCAUUCGAUCGCGAAAUCGAAAACUUCUUUAAUUCAGCUUCAAUUGCAUCUUUCUCUGUACCUUCACCGCUCAAAUCCUCUUAUUCACCUACAGAAAUCGAUUUUGUGAAGAAGUUGCAGCCAAAAUUUUCCGAAAUUCGGAGAGUUUAUUCGGCGCCUGAGAUAAGUAAGAAGGUUUUAGAGAAGUGGGGACCAAGAGCGAAGUUAGGGAUUGAUUUGUCGGCUAUAAAGAAUGCAAUUGUCGCGGAGGUUGAGGAGAACAGGGGUGGGGUUGUGGGGUUUGAUAGGAGGAGGAAAUUGGGGUUUAGGGAGUUCUGGGGAGAGGGGAAGGAGGAAGGAGGAGGGCAAUUUGGGGAAUGGGAGCCAAUACGGGUUUUGAAAAGGAGGUUGCGGGAACUGGAGAAGAAAAGUGAGUUCGGUGAGAUAUUUGGUGUGUUUAAGAAUAUUGAGUUUGUGGAGAAACUGAAGUCUAGCUUGAAAGCAAUCCGCAAGGAGCCUCAGGAGUCAAUGGAAGUACCACCACUGGAUGUCCCUGAACUUUUGGCACAUUUGGUCAGGCAAUCUGAGCCAUUCUUGGAUCAACUUGGUGUUAGAAGAGAUGUUUGUGACAAGAUAGUGGAGAGCUUGUGUAGCAAUCGCAAGAACCAACUUUUGUUGCCCUCACUGUCUUCAGGAGAAUCGACCCUCCUUGAUGGGAGUGCAAAUGAUGAACUGGAUGUAAGAAUAGCCAGUGUUCUUCAAAGUACAGGGCAUUGUUAUGAUGGAGGCUUUUGGACUGACUUAUCGAAGCAUCACCCAUCUGAUGGGAAGAGGCAUGUUGCAAUUGUCACAACUGCUAGCCUUCCAUGGAUGACUGGAACAGCUGUGAAUCCACUUUUUCGAGCAGCAUAUUUAGCGAAGUCUGAAAAGCAAAAUGUUACUCUGCUGGUUCCAUGGCUUUGUAAGUCAGAUCAAGAGUUAGUUUAUCCCAACAAUCUCACUUUUACUUCACCAGAAGAGCAGGAGAAUUAUAUACGCAACUGGCUUGAGGAAAGGAUUGGCUUUAAAGCCGAUUUUAAGAUCUCCUUUUAUCCCGGAAAGUUUGCAAAAGAAAGGAGAAGCAUAAUACCCGCUGGAGAUACUUCCCAGUUCAUUCCAUCAAAGGAUGCUGACAUUGCCAUCCUAGAAGAGCCAGAACACCUGAAUUGGUAUCACCAUGGAAAGCGCUGGACUGAUAAGUUCAAUCAUGUUGUUGGUGUUGUACACACAAAUUAUCUAGAAUACAUUAAGAGGGAGAAGAAUGGGGCUCUCCAAGCUUUCUUUGUCAAACACAUAAACAACUUGGUCGCACGAGCAUACUGCCACAAGGUUCUUCGCCUUUCUGGUGCCACCCAACAUUUACCGAAGUCUGUCAUUUGCAAUGUUCAUGGUGUGAAUCCAAAGUUUUUGAAAAUUGGGGAAAAAGUUGCAGCUGAAAGGGAACUUGGGCAGCAAGCCUUCUCAAAAGGAGCAUAUUUUUUAGGCAAGAUGGUAUGGGCUAAGGGAUACAAGGAGUUAAUAGAUUUGUUGGCAAAGCACAAGUAUGAUCUGGAUGGCUUCAAGUUAGAUGUUUUCGGAAAUGGAGAGGAUGCAAAUGAAGUUCGGAGUACAGCCAAAAGAUUGGAUUUGAAUCUGAACUUUCUGAAAGGAAGAGACCAUGCAGAUGAUUCUCUUCAUGGGUACAAAAUUUUCAUAAAUCCUAGUGUCAGUGAUGUACUCUGCACAGCCACUGCUGAGGCACUUGCAAUGGGGAAAUUUGUCGUAUGUGCAGACCACCCAUCAAAUGAGUACUUCAGGUCAUUUCCCAACUGUUUGACUUACAAGACGUCUGAGGACUUUGUUGCAAGAGUUAAGGAAGCAUUAGCAAAUGAACCUCAGCCUCUUACUCCAGAGCAAAGAUAUAACCUCUCAUGGGAAGCUGCCACCCAGAGAUUUAUGCAGUAUUCGGAGCUGGAUAGAGUGUUGGAUUCUGAAAAAGAUGAUGUAAAAUUGAGCAAUACUAAUGGGAGGAGCAUCACAAAAGCAGUUUCAAUGCCUAAUCUGUCUGAGAUGGUUGAUGGAGGGUUGGCGUUUGCCCACUACUGCUUCACGGGGAAUGAGUUUCUUAGACUCUGUACUGGAGCCAUACCUGGGACACGGGACUAUGACAAGCAGCAUUGUAAAGACCUCCAUCUCAUGCCUCCACAAGUAGAAAAUCCAAUCUAUGGGUGUUUUGACAUCAAGCAGCAGUCCGUGCCAUCUGUUUUCUUGAGCAUUUUGAGGGGAUUCGCUUGUCGAAUGCAUGGAGACUCCAGGUUGAUUGACCCUAAGCUUCUCAUGUUCAUCAUCAUAAAAACUGAAAACCCUGAUGCGCAGAGGAAUGUUCAGCAUUCCAAUGUGGCUCAAAUUGGGAUUGCGGCCACUAUUGUUGUUUCACUUAUAUGA
Messenger RNA from Dovyalis caffra, 2592 nucleotides. Lineage: Eukaryota; Viridiplantae; Streptophyta; Magnoliopsida; Malpighiales; Salicaceae. The record is from the annotation of a GenBank genome assembly.